AUGGGUUCACUCAAGGAGAAGUCCUCAGAUACGACUACCAAGUCUUAUCGUUUGUCAUCUCGAGUCAACAGCCUCACGUAUGAGCGACUCCAUAAAGGCCGGCAGCUACGGGGAUUGCUAGGCGCUUGCUUGUCUCGAUGGCUCAUGACACUGGUUCUCUGCGCGGCCAUAUAUGCUGUGCUAUGGCGGUAUUCGACCAAUAUGACCAUGCCUAAAAACAGGAAAAAGGACUUCAACGCGCUUAUUGUUGGCUUGUCUAUCCUUCUGAGUUUGAACUUGGCCAGUUCGCUGAAACACAUGGUGGCCACCUUGCGAUGGUGGGUGUUGAGCUUAAACGAAUGGAGACCACGAGAGGUUGACCUCAUUCUACAGGGCGAGAAUAUCAGCCGUAUGGUUCGGUUAUUGCACCUCUCUGAACGAUACACUCUUCGCUUUUAUGUCGUCGUUUGGGUACUCAUCAAUGUGGCCGCGCAAAUUGGACUCGCAUGUCUGGGUUUGACAUACAAUGUGAAUGGCGCCGAUAAGAUUGUGCCCAUGGUCAACGGCAUCGUGUCUAUCCCCGACUUGACCAGCAUUCAGACAAAUAGGGUCUUGUCCCAGCAGCAGCAGACACCGUCACAAUUGCAGGCUCUGAAUGCGCUCCGAUUCACAGCAAACAAUUACGGAAUGUCUGCCCUGGCGAGCGGCGUCAACUAUCCUGUUCAGUUCAGUCCACCAACGCCCGGCACGCUGUAUAACCCGGAUACUAUCGCCAUCGCAUGCGACAACACGACGGCAUGCUACUCUACGUUUUAUGAAUCAACACCAGAAAAUUUAUCAUACUACUUCAUGGCAGCGACCAAUCGCUCGAUAUCAACUACCUCGAAAUGCCAAGCUUUCAGAGUUACGCGAGGAGGAAAUGGCGACUUUGACAAUAUAACCAUUGCCGACGUAAACACGACAUCGUUUACAUUGCCUACAAAGAAUGGCCCUGACCAAACGACCUUUGUUGUCGAUCCAGCAAAUGACCAGCAUGUCGGAUGGAGUGUUGUCUCUGCCUUUGAAGCAUCCAACACCAACCCUUGGUUCUACAAAUGCAAUAUUUCUGUAGGCCCAGUUGUCAAUGCUGUCCUCGGGGUGCAUCAACUCGGGGAUAACAUCAAGCUAAUGGCCCCCGCAGCAAUUGCUCUGCAAGGUUACGGAGCAUCCAUGGGCACAAAUCUCUCCAACCACAUCCAGUUUCAAAGCUACCCUGCCGAAUCGCUAUACGGGUCUCCCGCCGGCGGCGACACGGUCCUCAUGGGGGUCAUCACGAGCAUUUUCGCGUCCGGUGUCAUAUGGACCACCACCCAAGCCAACACUAACAUCAAGGCGACGGGGCGCCUGCCUGUCCAGGGCAUCACGCUCGAUAUCAACAAUUGGGCCUAUGUGCACCUUAUUCUGGGUUUAAUCAUGGGCCUGCAGCUGCUGUUCGCUCUCAUCUCUAUAGCCCUGUCAAACCGGGUCAUGGUCCGAGAUCAUAGCCACUUCGGCGAGGCUGCGCUCUUGCGGUCUACCAUGUAUGAUUUGAGCUACCGAGCCGUCAUGGCCAACGAGAGGGAAAUCGCCAAGUUAUUUCCCAAGUCGGCGACGAUAAGAUACGUUCGGGAAGAAAAUGGCACAUAUUACCUCCGAGUAUCAAACUGA
Molecule: messenger RNA, 1665 nt
Organism: Metarhizium brunneum ARSEF 3297
Lineage: Eukaryota; Fungi; Ascomycota; Sordariomycetes; Hypocreales; Clavicipitaceae
Source: RefSeq, a predicted model, not a curated record